Messenger RNA from Notolabrus celidotus (New Zealand spotty), 2447 nucleotides. RefSeq names its product transmembrane protein 204 (gene tmem204). The transcript is spliced from 3 exons. NCBI's taxonomy places the organism in Eukaryota, Metazoa, Chordata, Actinopteri, Labriformes, Labridae. The record is from RefSeq and is a predicted model, not a curated record. The coding region runs from base 807 to 1478 and encodes 223 amino acids.
ACAUUUAAAGUUUUCACGAAGGAAGGAGCUGUCUGUUUUAAGCUCGCUACAGUUUUCAAACUAAUGUCUUGGACUUUGACGAAGAGCAGCUCCCCCACAUUUCAACUCUGACCUCGAAGAUUUGCAGAGUGAGUGAGUGAGGGAGAGAGAAAGAAGCAGAGGGAGGUGGUUUAAAGUUUUCUGAUUCCAGUCAGGCAGUGGGGGGUACUUUAUUUGAGAGACAGCCUGGGCAACAUAGGAUCUAGUCUUCACAUCUGAUCUCCUCCAAAGGAAACGUGAGGUGGCUAAAGAGAAGAGAAGAGAUGAAAACAAUCUUCUGCAUCCCCAGAAAAGUCAGCUGCACGAAUAGAAGUCAGAGCAGUGCAGAGUAGUACAAAAGGAGGAGAAGAUAACGGGAGAAGGGAAUCAAGGAAGAAGGAGCGAGAUCCCAGAGUCAAGCUGCAGCCAGUCAGAGCCAGUGGAAUGGACCCAGGUGCCACUUGGAACAACCCCAGCGUACCCGAGGUGCUGUCUGAGGAGGAGGGCUGAGAAUCUGCUGCAACGACAACCAACACCUGAAGGAGGAUGAAUGGAGAUGUUCUUUAGCUAAGCCUAAACGACAACACUCUCGCCAAUUCCACCUCUGAGUGAGACAGGACAACUCUUGCUAACAGCUGGAGGAGCAGGAGGAGGUGGUGGUGGUGGUGGUGGUGGAGGAGGAGGAGGUGGAGAGGAGCCAGGGUGCUGAGAGCACUGCUGGUGCCGAGGAACAGGGGUCUGAGGAGGAACAACAGGGAGGAGGAGAAGUGGCGGGCAUUGGGCGCCGCAUGGCCGUGCAGAGGCUGGUUGCGGCAGCGGUGGCAGUGGCCCUGCUGUCCCUGGUCUUAAACAAUGUUGCAGCCUUCACUCCCAGCUGGGUACUGCAGGCGCUGGAGGAUGGACGCAAGAGGAGCGUGGGACUAUGGAGGAUGUGCCCAGUUGGUGGAGCAGCUGAUUACCAGGCUGGGAGAAGGGCGCAGGGGACACAGAAGCAGUGUGAGGACCUGGGAUGGGGCUCCGAGUAUGCAGGAUACCAAGAAUCCCGCAGCACUGUCAAAUUGCAGUUUGACAUGAUGCGAGCAUGUAACCUGAUGGCCACGGUGGCCCUGACUGCCGGUCAGCUGAUCUUCCUUCUGGGCCUGAUGGGGCUGCCCUUCAUCACACAGGAAUCCCAGUGGUGGGAGGAGGCCAUUGCUGCACUCUUCCAGCUAGCCAGUUUUGUUCUGGUGAUUGGACUUGUGACCUUCUACAGAAUCGGGCCCUACACGCAGCUCUCCUACUCCUGCUACUUGGACAUAGCUGCCUGCCUGCUAGCCACGUUAGCUGCAGCCAUGCUUAUCUGGAAUAUUUUACACCGCCGUGAUGACUGCCUCCCACCUGGGGUUAUAAUCAUCAGUCGCUCACUGACUUCGCCUUUCCACCCACGAUUAGACAAUGACUAUGUGGAGUCUCCAUGUUGACUUCACAGGAAAAUGAAGAGUAUCAGACAUCAUGUGACUGUUGAUUAAAAGGACAUUCCUUGAUGCUCAACAGUUGGAGGGCUAACAUGGACCUGCAACUGUAAAACUCUACAUUUCACAACUUGAUCCACUGUAAACCAGCUAUAAAAUUAUUUUGCUGCUUGGUGCACAAUUUAAAUAGAUUCUUUGUAUAAAGCAGCCCUUAAAACACACACAUACUCAAAACUGUAUGAUGUUUUAUUUACUCAUGUUUGGGUGAGAUGACUGCUAUCUAAAUAUUGAAGAUGGACUGAGCCUGUCCAUGAAACACACCUUGAAUGAAAAGAUCAAGCUGGAACUUGACCUAUCUUGCUGAAUGUGCACUUAUUAAAUUUCCUCCUGCAGAAUUACAAAUUGGAAAUUAUAAAAUGUUUCAAAUGCAAUACCAGAAUACCUCACAAUUUAAUACAUGUUAGUGUUAAAGACAUAUGCAACAAGUAAGAAGGUAAACUAUCGAGGGGAAAGUGAAGGCGUUACAUUUUCAGGACUUAUGUACCAAGAUCAGGGACAAAAUUUAAAAGUGCCAUUAAGAGGUGAUAUUUUGAGAAAAUAUUGAUGUGGUAAUAAAUACAUAAAAAUAAAAUGGCCUGCCAAUUCAUACAGUUGAUUCUCUGUUUAAUUUGAAGGUGACAAAUAUUUCACCGAUGUAGUGCAUUUUGAAUUGACCUUCACAUUUCAAUAUUUACGUUCACCGUUAACGACGCUCUCUAUGGGGAACUCUGCUUGCUUUUGGUACAAAAUGUAUACUUAAAUUAAUAUUUUUAUAAAGAAAAGUAGUAUUAUUGGUAGUAGUAUUAUUAUGACCAUAUCAUAUUAUGUAAAAAGCUCUGUGCUAUUUGUGGUUGUUCCACACUGCCAAACAUAGGGGCAUAAUAAAAAGAGAAUAAUAAUAUGUCAUAUAAAUUCAAUAAAUGUUUUAUUGAGCAAAUA